This is a messenger RNA of Cooperia oncophora, 1095 nucleotides long. NCBI's taxonomy places the organism in Eukaryota, Metazoa, Nematoda, Chromadorea, Rhabditida, Trichostrongylidae. The record is from the annotation of a GenBank genome assembly.
AUGGGAAAGUUACGAGGAAUCGUCGGCCUCCAUGGGAAAGUGGCCUAUGUACCGCAACAGCCUUGGAUUCAAAAUAUGACACUCCGUGACAAUAUACUCUUUGGUAAACCAUUUGACAGACGCAGGUACAACCAGGUGUUGUCGGCUUGUGCUUUGAAACCGGACUUGAAAAUGCUGGCGAAUGGAGAUUUGACUGAGAUAGGGGAGAAGGGAAUCAAUCUCUCUGGUGGUCAAAAAGCUCGAGUGUCGUUGGCCAGAGCAGUAUACCAGGAUAGCGAUGUAUAUUUGCUUGACGAUCCAUUGUCUGCUGUGGAUGCACAUGUUGGAAGGCAUUUGUUUGAAAAGGUGCUAGGCCCAGAUGGCCUCUUGCGACAUAAGACGAGAAUUCUGGUCACUCACAGAUUGUCGUAUAUCAAGUCGGCAGAUGAGAUACUCGUUUUACAAGAUGGACGCAUUAUCGAAAAUGGCCGAUAUAGCGAAUUGAUGAGAAACCGUGGUCCGUUCUACAGAUUUGUUGAAGAGUAUAAGUCAAGCUCUGAGAGCGACGAAAAGAGUGAAAGCUCAAGCGAUUCCCUUGGUGAUGGCUUAGAAAGAAGUACAGAAGACACGGAUGACAAGGAUUUCUCUGAUACCGAGAGGAAAACAAGCAAGUCCGCUAUUACAUCUUCCUUGAUAGUCAAAUCUGGUGACGGUGAACUCAUCAAAAAAGAGCAAGUCGAGACAGGACAGGUCAAACUUUCUGUGUAUCGACUGUACAUGAAAGCGGGCACUUACUGGAAAUGCUUUCUGUUCUUCUUCCUUCUAACUGCCUUCCAGGUGUUUCAGACAUUGCGCAGCUUCUGGCUGUCAGCCUGGUCUGAUGAAAAUGAUGGUCAACAUGCUGAAAAAAUGGCGACGGGUUUGCGUUUAGGCGUCUAUGGAGCCGUUGAGUUUCUUGUUAUCGUUAGUAAGUCUUGCAUUUGCUGGACUUUCUGCUUCCUACAAUCUUCACGCUCCGUUGCUCCACAAUUUGAUGCGAUCACCUAUGAUAUCGAAGUAGUCGACAUGUUACUCCCUACGAAUUUCCGCUAUCUUGCCAUGUGUGUACUGCAGGUC